UGAGCACCUGCUUAAAAGAUGCGUCAGAAAAAAAAGGGGGUCAGAGUCAAACUGUCAGUGAGUACUUAGUGUAGCGAGUAUCCUAGUCGUGAAAACACCAUUGUGUUUUGGGAUAAGCCGGAGGGGGUGGCUCUCCGCGGCACACAGGCUGUUGGGCAUGUCCUGUAUGACCGCUUCAUCACUGCCACUUUGUUGAUUGAUGUCACCAUGAGCGCGCCGAACAAAUCAUCAGAGAAAAGAAAUGGUUCCAAAAAUAAGCUGGAUAAGCUAUUCAAGGAGAGAAAAGGCACCUUCCCACUGCUGGUCAAGACAUCUCGACCGGAGGCCUUCCCUAACCCUCACAGGCUCCCGGCAGAAGGCAGCCGCCUUGGAACAAACCGACCCUGUUCACAGAAGUUUGGCCCUGGUGUAGGGACCUUGCCUCAGCUUGAGCCACCAGUGGUCCAAGUUGUGGUCAGCAAUGCCAAAAACCAACACCAGCAGUCGGACAACAUCCUGCCCCAAAUUACUAACAAAGGGGGGCAAAACAACUAUCAGACACACCCGGAUGAGAGGCCGAAGCCCACCCAGCAGUUCACCACACGCUUUGGUGCUGCAAUGGAUAAAGUGUCAGUCUCCCGCAACAGCAAGAUUUUCAGCAACAAGAUGGAGAAAGAGAAGUCAUAUGAAGGACAAAGGUUACCUAUGUCUCCAAUAGAGGCAUUGAAAAAUUUCCAGGACCGACUGACGGAGUUUGAGCAAGAGGAAAUCAUGGACUACGCAGAGAUCUGGUUCAUGGGUCUGGGCUCUCAGAAGAUCGAGGGUUCCCAAGGUGCACCGCAGAACUCCGGAUAUGAUGACGAGCAUGGGAGCUACAUCAGGGUGCUGCAUGACCACAUUGCCUACAGGUAUGAAGUGCUUGAAGUGAUUGGAAAAGGCUCCUUUGGGCAGGUCCUGAAAUGUCUGGAUCACAAGAACAAUGAACUCGUAGCCAUCAAGAUGAUACGCAAUAAGAAAAGGUUUCACCACCAAGCUCUGGUUGAGCUGAAGAUCCUCGACGUAAUAAAGAGGAAAGACAAGGACAACCUCCACAAUGUCAUCCACAUGAAGGAGUACUUCUAUUUCCGCAAUCACCUUUGCAUCUCUUUUGAGCUUCUCGGAGUGAACUUGUACGAGCUCAUCAAGAAAAACAACUUCCAGGGUUUCAGUCUCGCUCUCAUCCGUCGGUUCACCCAUGCUCUUCUGAGGUGCCUGCAGAUGCUGCACAGAGAGAAGAUUAUCCACUGUGACCUCAAACCGGAGAACAUCCUUUUGUCUCAGAGAGGUCCAGGGAACAUCAAGGUGGUUGACUUUGGAUCAAGCUGUUAUGAACAGCAAAGGGUGUACACCUACAUCCAGAGUCGCUUCUACCGCUCUCCAGAGGUCAUCCUGGGUCACCCCUACAGCAUGGCCAUUGACAUGUGGAGUCUGGGUUGCAUCCUGGCUGAACUCUACACAGGCUAUCCUCUCUUCCCAGGAGAGAGUGAAGUGGAGCAAAUAGCUUGCAUUAUGGAGGUUCUUGGAAUGCCUCCAAAUGAUUUUGUUCAGUCCGCAUCAAGGAGGAGGUUGUUCUUUGAUUCAAAAGGAAACCCCAGGAACAUCACUAAUAGCAAGGGGAAGAAGAGAAGACCCAACUCCAAGGAGCUGUCAGCUGCACUGAAAACUAAUGACGCUUUGUUUUUAGACUUCAUCAAACGCUGCCUCACUUGGGAUCCAACCAAACGAAUGACUCCUGAUGAGGGAUUACAGCAUGAAUGGAUCCUGGAGGGAAAUUUCAACAAAGUUCGGCCAAGAACCAAGCCAGCGGUGAAGAAGGCCUCAGACAGCUCAACCAGCACAGAUAACAGCAGUGAGCUCAGUUUGCGCAAACAAGCUAACAGCAAGCCAACGGAGAGAGUUGGCUCAGAGAGCAGCACUACUGACAAGCUGAAGAGUGACAGUACAGUAACAGGAACAAAGAUGGCCUCCACCGAGCGUCUGCGGCCCAUCGGGGCCUCAGCAGAGGAGGAGUUGCGUGAAAAUGAGGGCAAGUUCUCCACGGAUACCAAGCAGCAAGAAGGAGGUGGAGAGAGGCCCGUUCACAUCAUCAUCAAGCCUCAAGAGGAAGUGGGCACAGAGAGGAAAGACAGCCAGGAACCGUCUCAGUGUCUGCCCCCUAUCAUCUAAUAAUCAACUGCGUUUAUAACAAGUGGGAAUUAGGGGCGUUCAGACUCAGCGUCCUGCUUCCCACCUGAGAGUUACUGAGUUUAUGAAGUGGAAGUAAAAGGACAGAUGGGAGAAAGUCGCAUUUGUUUUGACCUGCACACACAGAAAAUUAAAAGAUCCUUCAUACAUUCUACAAACACUGCCGUGUUGUGUCUGUGUCUAUAUGACAUCACAAACCCAUUUGAAAGGGAAGUUAGAGCCAGAGAAAAGUUUUGUGUUUCAUGGUGGAAAGCAACUCAAGGGUGUGUUACCUACUGAAAUAAACCAAUUCCCACAUGCUGUCAACAAAAUAUUGAUGUAUGGAGAAGACGCACUGAUCAUCAUCAUCAGCAAAGAGGGACAUCUUCUAUUUAUUGUUACAGUUAGCUUAGUAUGGCAUCUUUUAAAUGUGUUGCAAUAGAGACAUCAGGCUUUCUGUCAUGUGUUGAAUUCAGAUCAGCUGAACAGCGUUAACAUCUUGCUGUCAUGGAUUGUAAGUUGAACCCA
Molecule: messenger RNA, 2709 nt
Organism: Scatophagus argus
Lineage: Eukaryota; Metazoa; Chordata; Actinopteri; Scatophagidae
Gene: dyrk4
Product: dual-specificity tyrosine-(Y)-phosphorylation regulated kinase 4
Exons: 15
Coding region: 208-2184 (658 amino acids)
Biological process (GO): peptidyl-threonine phosphorylation; peptidyl-serine phosphorylation
Cellular component (GO): nucleus
Molecular function (GO): protein serine/threonine kinase activity; ATP binding; protein serine/threonine/tyrosine kinase activity
Source: RefSeq, a predicted model, not a curated record